Molecule: messenger RNA, 2138 nt
Organism: Protopterus annectens (West African lungfish)
Lineage: Eukaryota; Metazoa; Chordata; Ceratodontiformes; Protopteridae
Product: chemokine XC receptor 1-like
Exons: 1
Coding region: 23-1084 (353 amino acids)
Biological process (GO): chemotaxis; G protein-coupled receptor signaling pathway; immune response
Cellular component (GO): membrane
Molecular function (GO): chemokine receptor activity
Source: RefSeq, a predicted model, not a curated record
UGCAAAUUUUGAAGGAUUAAUUAUGCAGACUUCUUUAACAACGUCUACAGAGCAUAGUGACAACACAGUAUUUGACUAUAACAGCUCUGAUUAUCCCACUGACUAUGACAAUUUUUGUGAUAAAGAAGAACUAAAUGUAUUUAAUAAAGCUGUGACACCUGUAGUUUAUUGUCUGAUAGCAAUUCUGGGACUAUUUGGAAACACGCUGGUCCUCUGGAUUCUACUGAAGUAUGAAAAUGUACAGUCUGUAACAAGUGUCUUCAUCCUGAAUCUUGCCAUAUCAGAUUUGUUUUCCUGUUUGUUACUACCUUUUUGGAUUGUAUAUCAUCUCAGAGGAUGGAUCUUUGGAGAUUUUGCCUGUAAAAUUAUUGGAUCUGGUUUCUUUGUUGCAUACUACAGUGGCAUCUUUUUUCUGUCAUUGAUGAGUAUUUAUCGGUGCUAUGCUAUAAUUUGUCCAGUAUCGACCAUUAAAGAAAAGAAUUGGGUAUAUUGUGUCUUACUGUGCGUGGUCACAUGGGUCAUCAGUUUUUUAGCAGUUCUUCCACAAGCAGUCUUUCACAAAGUUUACACAGCUCAUGACUUUAUGCACUGUGAUUUCAGAGAGGAACAAGAACCAUUUUUCUGGACUUGUUUUGCAUAUUACUUUCAAAAUGCAUUAUUUUUUACAUCUUUCAGCAUAAUUUUGUACUGCUAUACAAAAAUACUGAAAACUCUGUGUCGCUGCAAAAUGCGACAAAGACCCAGAACUGUAAAACUUAUUCUCAAUAUUGUGGUUGUGUUUUUUGUGACUUGGGCACCUUAUAAUGUUAUGAUUUUUAUAAAGGCACUAGAAUUACAACAUCUGAUAAUCUCCACCUGUGAAAGUGAAAAACAAUUUGAUUAUUUUUUUAUCAUAUCCCGUAGCAUUGCACUUUCACAUAAUUGUAUGAAUCCUGUAUUUUAUGCAUUAGUUGGAGAAAAAUUUAGGAUGCAUUUGUUUAACAUGCUUUGCAGAUUUUUAAAAUGCCUUGGUAGUAAGCAGUCUACUUUAUCUAAGAUGAACAAGCGGAUCAGUUAUUACUCAGAUGACCCAUCAUUUUUCUGAGUAAAAGAACUACUUUGUUGUUGUUACUGAAGUAUUGCUACAAAAUACACAGAAUACACAUAUUCACAUCAUUUUUUCUUAGAUAAGGUAAAAAUGAGGCAAUUCAAACCAUUAAUUUGUAGAAAUACUAGAGCAAGGAGCAGUGAGUGUCUAAUAAAAUGUACUUAGUAAGCUAACAAUAUAGCUUAAGAUUGACUUCUUUGAAAUGAUUGGACAAAGAAUUAAGUGUCAGCAGCUUCUAUGAGUUUGUCCAUUUUUUCAUUACAAAUAAGAAUUUCUAUUAAUAACGGCUGUCUCUAGGUAUAAAAUGGCUGUCUCUAGGUAUAAAAUUGCUUAAUCUGUAUCUGUAGCAUGAGGGGCUAUACUACUGUUGUGUGUAUUCUUCAGUAUAUGAGUAUACUGUAGAGAAUGGAUUAUUUGCGUUCUGUGUGUAACAAGGAUAUAAUGGCCAAUAAAAUUGCUAUGAUCAUUCAAGAAAAUGGAAGUACUUUCUUUUAUAUAGAACAAACCAAUAGAGACCUAUUUCAGAUGCAACUGUACAAUCUGAUGUUAUGUUGGAAUUCAUUUAAAAGAAAAAUUUAAAUGAUAGUUUAAGAUGUAAAUUUCAGUUUGAUUCAGAUACAUAACAAAAUACAAUGCUCAUUACUGUAAAUGACUUUUUAUACAUUUCCUGUUCACACAAUUAUAGAAACAGCUGUAGUUCUACAUUAUUUAUUUCUGAUGUACAGCAUGGAUACUCACAAAAGUGCUGUCGGGAUUGAUGGCACUUGUGUCUGCUUACAAACCUGCAUUAUUAUAUGUUGGCCAAUACAGUCCCAAGUAAUAAGGUCUGUGAGGGGCAUCUAUUUCUACAUGUGUAAAAAAGGUCCAUAUAAUUAAAUGCUUUAUGAUUUUUUUGAAUGAUUCAGUGUUAAUUUUAGAAGGUUUCAUGCGCAUAUAUAAUUUUCUGUAUAUAAUGCAUUUCUAGACAAAAAUUGUUUUCUUGAUUAUUAGUUCAGGACAAACAAACUGGAAGAUAUAAUAAAAUAAAGUUUUCAUAAAGCCGUGUAUCAAA